GGGGCGACGCGCCGCAGCCAUCCUAUCCGAAUGCUCCGCAAGUGUCGGGCGGCGUGCAUCCAUCUCAUGGGCAUACCCAUGGGGACCGGCAGCCGCCUGGUCAGCCGGAUGCUUCACGGCAGCAGAGGCCAAACGGCGGUCAUGACGCGGGCCACGCGACUUCCACGUACCAACACAUGCAGCAGGCGCACCAAGAUGAGCAUAUGCAGGGUGAGCUGGAUCAGCAGCACCACCAGCAACAGCAAUACCAGCAGCAGCAAUACCGCGAGCAGCAUGGUCACAUGCAACCGCAGCCCAACGGUGGUGGCCCCGGUGGCGCCCUUUGCGAAGGGGCCAACCAGCGCCACGGCACAUCCGCGGCGACCCACAUGCCAGGACACAGCGGGACUCGGGCCGACAUGAUCCCUGAUGCAGGCAACGCUAGCAACACCGCCGUAGCUGCGCCUCCGCAGUCAGACGUGGGCGCCAGCAGGGCCUCCACAGCUGCUGCUGCAGCUGCCGCCGGCGCCCCAGCCGCUGCCGGCGGUGCUGCUGCUGCAGCUGCUCCUACUGUCGCACCCUCCGCGGGCGCUGCAGCCAUCGCGGCUGCUGUUGCUGCGGGCGACGGCAGCAGCAGCGAUGAGGAGAGCGCGGAGGCCUACGCCGCACCCCUCACGCAGCUCGCCCUGGUGGAGGCUCAGCGGCGACAACGGCGGAGGUCGUCACAUACCGGCGGCCGUGUGGGCGCCGGCAGCCAGCAAGCCUCCGGGGGCAACCUAGCUGCCUCCCUGGCGGCCGCUGCGGACCCCGAUGGUGGCGCUGGGGCAGCCGGGGCGCAAGCGGAGGCAGAGGGAGUUGACGGUGUCAUGGCUGGAGGUGUGGUUACGGCUGUAGGUGGCGGCGAGGCGCCAGGGGAGCCGCCGCCCUCGCCGGGCCCUCCGGCGCCACCCAGGCAGCUGGAGGCAUACCUACCGGAGGCGCUGUGCCAGGCGUACUACGACCGUGGAGGGCGGUUUGAGCUGUACGAAUGGCAGGCGGAGUGUCUGUGCCAGCUGGGCGUGCUGAUGGGUCGUAACCUGGUGUACUGCGCGCCCACCAGCGGCGGCAAGUCCAUGGUGGCGGAGAUGCUGGGCAUACGGAGGCUGCUGAUCACAGGCAAGCCCUUCAUGUUGGUGCUGCCUUUCGUGGCUCUGUGCGCGGAGAAGGCGGACGCGCUGCAGGCGCUGCUGGCGCCCAUCAACCGCACCGUCAACGGCGCGUACGGCGGCCAGCAGAACGGCAAGAUCAUACAGCCGGGCGUAGGCGCCAUCGUGGCCACCAUCGAGAAGGCCAACGCACUGAUCAACGCCAUGCUGGAGGAGGACACGCUGGGGGAGCUGUCGGCGGUGGUGGUGGAUGAGCUGCACAUGGUUGGCGAGGAGGAGCGCGGCUACCUGCUGGAGCUGCUGCUCACCAAGCUGCGCUUCGCCACCUCGGCGUCAGCGGGCGGAGGCGCGGAGGCGGAGGAGGCGCCCUUCGACUGGACGGCGGUGGGGCCGGCGUACCAGCGGGAGGGGCUGCAGGUCAUCGGCAUGAGCGCCACCAUGCCCAAUGUGGAUGCGGUGGCUCGCUGGCUGGACGCGGCGCUCUACACCACCACCUUCAGACCCGUGCAACUGCAGGAGUACGUCAAGGUAGGCCGCCGCGUGCUGAACCCCGCUGGCGAGGUGGUGCGGGAGCUUCAGCCGGAGCCGGGGUGGGAGGAGCGCGAUGCCGACCAUGUGGCAUGGCUGACGCGGGAGACGGUGCAGGACGGGCACUCAGUGCUCAUAUUCUGCGCCUCCAAGGCCCACUGUGAGCGGGUGGCCGAGCACAUAGCCCGGCUGGUGCCCAUCACGCAGCGCGAGCCGCCACCCGUGUCAGCUCAGGGUGCCGGCGCGCAGGCGGCGGGGCAGGGGCCGCAGGACGCUGCCGCGCACAGUCCCAUGGGUCGCAACGCGCGAGAGGGCUUCGUGUCGGAGCUGCGGCGGCUGGCGGGACAGGAUCCCACUCUGCCGGAGCUGGUGGCGCGGGGCGUGGCCUAUCACCAUGCGGGUAUGUCCAACGAGGAGCGGGAGGUGGUGGAGGCGGCCUACAAGGCGGGCGCCAUCUCCGUGCUCACCGCCACCUCCACCCUGGCGGCAGGCGUCAACCUGCCGGCCCGGCGGGUCAUCUUCCGACACAGCUACAUCGGCAAGCAGGACAACCCCAUCGACGCAACCAAGUACCGCCAGAUGUCUGGUCGCGCGGGCCGCGCUGGCAUCGACACCGCCGGCGAGUCCUACCUCCUCUGCGAGCGCAACAAGCCGGUGGCGCAGCUGCUGGCGCUCAUGCAGCAGAAGGCCAACCCCAUUGCCAGCUGCCUCACGGAGAACAAGAAGGGAAUGAAGCGGGCGGUGCUGGAGGUGGUUGCGUCUGGCGCGGUGAGCAGCGGCACCGACGUGAAGCGCUUCAUCGGCUGCACGCUGCUGCACGCGCAGUACGGCUUCCAGGCGGUGGCCAAGGCGACCAUUGCGGCGCUGCACUGGCUCAAGGAUAACGGCUUCAUACGUGUGGACGAGUCCACCCUCAAUUGGGGCCCCACUCCCUUCGGCAAGGCCACGCUGGCCAGCUCCAUGCCGCCCGAGGAGGCGCUGGUGGUGCGGGGCGACCUGGAGCGCGCGCGCAUGUCGCUGGUGCUGGCCACCGACCUGCACGUCACCUACCUGGUCACACCCAUCAAGGAGGACCUGCGCGUGGACUGGGAGAUCUACUUCCACUGGUUUGAGAAGCUGUCCAAGGUGGAUGCCCGUGUGGCGGAGCUGGUGGGGGUGGUGCCCGCCUUCCUGGUCAGGCUGAGACAGGGUCACCGCGGCUCUCGUGCGGGAGCCGGCGGAGCUGCUUCUGCGGAUGCGGAGAAGGAGCGCAUCGCCCGGCGCUUCUUCGCGGCCAUGGUCCUCAAUGACCUCAUUCAGGAGGUCCCGCUCAAGGAGGUGGCCGAGAAGUACGGUCUGGGCAAGGAAAAGGGGCCUCUGGAGGGCCUGCAGGAGCGAGCAGGCCGGUUCUCCGCCAUGGUCGCUGCCUUCUGCGAGCGGCUGGGCUGGGCGGACCUGGAGGUGAUCAUCGCCAAGUUCCAGAGCCGCGUGUGGUACGGCGUGCGGCCCGAGGUGGUGGCGCUCACCGAGAUCCCCUACGUCAAGGGCCACCGCGCGCGGCUGCUGUACAAGGCGGGGCUGCGCACCCCGGAGGUGGUGGCGGGCUGCGACCUGGAGCGGCUGCUGGAGAUACUGUCAGCGGGCGCCGCCCGCGCUGGCGACCAGGAGCAGCAGCGGCGCACGGAGCGCCGAGCCGCCCGCAUGAUCCUGCAGGGCGCCAAGGACCUGG
Astrephomene gubernaculifera is the source of this 3360-nucleotide messenger RNA. Lineage: Eukaryota; Viridiplantae; Chlorophyta; Chlorophyceae; Chlamydomonadales; Astrephomenaceae. The record is from the annotation of a GenBank genome assembly.